Molecule: messenger RNA, 2787 nt
Organism: Rotaria sp. Silwood2
Lineage: Eukaryota; Metazoa; Rotifera; Eurotatoria; Philodinida; Philodinidae
Source: the annotation of a GenBank genome assembly
AUGUUACAAGUAGAUCGAUCUAUUUAUGAAGAUAUGUAUGAAUUAAAUCGAUAUCCUCAUAAUGAACAACAAAUAAAAUUAGCCACGUUAUCUGAUGUUAUUUUAGAAAGAGAAAAAAUAAAUCGAGAUAAUAAAGAAGCUGCUAGACCAUCAGAAUUAAAAAAAGAAACAUAUUCUGAAAAAAUAUUCGAACCAAUAUUUAAAAAUAAACCAGAAGAAUCUAGACCGAAAUUAGUUGAAGCAUUUGAAAAUGUUUUAAAAGAUCGUUGGGCAUUUUGUUUAUUGAAAAAAUUUAAAUCUUCUUUUAUUGACGAAAUUAAUAUUCUAUUACGAAAUUGUAAUUUUAAUGAUUUAUUAGAGAAAUUUAUUGAAAAACCAGAAGAAGCUAUACAUAUUGGUAAAGUUUGCCUUGCAGAAAAAGAAAUUUCAAUUGCUAAAGAAUGUUUCGAAAAGGGAAUAAAAUGUGGCGACAAUUCGGGAUUUUCCUAUAUGGCCGUUACAUAUUGUAUUAUUCAAUUACAACAAGGAGAAAAAGAUAAGAAAGAAGCAAGAAAACAAUUAAAAACAGCUUUAUGUUGUUUAGAAUUUGCUAAAAGAAAUUUAAUGGUAAAUCUUAAAAUAGCUGAUAUUCUUCCUCAAUCAGCUACUGCUGAUAUAUCUCAAAAAAUAUCUUCAAAAGAAAAUUUUUAUCAUGAUCAAAUUAAAGGAAAAUUAGAAGUUAUUGGAUUACAUAUCCAUUAUUUAAAUCGAGCCGUUGGAGAAAUAGUAGAACCUUAUGAUUUUAUUCUAAAUACAAACGAUGAUGAAAUGUCGACAAUUAAAAAGCAGGAAAAGGGAGAAAAGCUUUAUAAUCUUCUAGUUGAAAAUGAGCUUAUUCAAGGUGAUAGAAUAAGAAAAGCAUUUCGAAAUGACUUAAACAAACGAGCAAAUAUGGAAAAGGAAAUACGAGAUAAUCUUGAUCCUUCCAUUGCUGAUUCAAUAAUUACUUUAUUAAAUAACAAAAAUAGAUUUGAAAAGAAAGAUUUUGAAAAAAUUGUUUGUCAUAAUGAACAGUUAUGGAAAGCUUUAAAAAUCAAAAAUGCUGAAAAUGUUUAUAUACUCGAUGUAAAUAGAAUACAACGAGAAUUAUCGAAUGAAUAUGAAAAUAUAUGGACACGUUUAAAAGAUAAAAUAGAUCCGAGUAAAGUUGAUCUUUCAAUCUUUGACGAUUGUCAAGAAAAACUUAAUUUUAAAGAUUAUUUAGAACAAAAAAGAAUAUUGAUUCAAACUAAACGAGUUAAAAUCAAACACUUAAAUUUGAAUUCUUUGAAAUUCGAAGGUGAAUAUAGAAAAUAUUCUCAAGUUAAAUUCAAUGAUGGUGGUCAUGAAACCAAAGAUCUUAAAGCAUUUUUAGAAGAAUUAAUAAAACAAAUAAGUACUCGAGGAGGUGAAUAUUUCUAUCAAACAGAUUUACCCUAUCGCGGACUUGCGAAAUAUAAAUAUGGUGAUAGUAAAGAAAAAAUUGAUAACUUAUUAGAUAAAAUUUUAAAAGAUACUGAGUUUCAAAAUGAUAAAGAAACAAUUCUAUCGAAAAUAAUAAAUUUACAAGGAGAUAUUCGCUCAUCGAAAGAUGAUUUAGCUGCCAGUUUAAAAGAUUUUAUUGACCUUGAAGAUCAAGAAAUAGUGCCGAGUGAAUUGAAAUUUUUCGAAGGAUUAGGUCUUAAUAAAUUUUUAAUUAUUAAAGAAGAUAAAUCUUGGUGGGAUUGGAAUGCUUUCGCUGUUGCUAUGAUAGGACUUGCUCAAGGUAUUGGAGGUGCACUUUUCGUUUGUGUCGGUUGUGUGAAUAUAGGAGGUGCUCUAAUAUCUAAAGGUAUUGUUGAUAUGAUUUAUGCAACAAUGGCGGGAAUAUCGGGUCAAUUCAGUUGGAAAGAAUGGGCAAUACAAAAAGCAAUUAUUUUUUCUCUUUCUUUAUUAACUGCAGGCGUCAGUAAGUUAGCAAGCUUACGUGCGACUGUAGUUAAAAUAGGUGGAGCUUCUCUAAUGUCAACGUUUACAAAAAUAAUGGUAAACGCAGCAUGUCAAGUAGCAACUACUUGUUUUACUAACAUUCUAACAGACAAGAUUAUGGAACUAAUGAAAGAAAUGCUCGUACCUAAGAUUGUUAAUGAAAUCGAAGAAAAACUACUCAAAGGAGUAUACGAUUCAUUAAGUAAAAAAAUCGAAAGUCUUUAUGCUUCUAGUAAAAAUGAAGGCGAUUUUGAAAAUAAUUUUAAAGAAAUGAAAACAAAUUUAGAAGCAGCAUUAGGUAAAAAUAUAUUUUUAUCACAACAAUUUGAUAAUAUUCGUGUACAAGUUAUGUCUACUGUUAAAAGAAGUUAUGAAACACUUUCUAAUACUCUACAAAAAUCAAAUUCGAAAUAUCUUAAAAUGGCUGGUACUGCUAUGAAAGUAACUAUUUUCGUUGAUAAGAUCUGGAAUGCAGUACAAUCUAUUUUAAAUUUAACCAGUGCGAUUACUACUUUGCAUAAUAUUAUUGAUGGCGCAAGUCAAUUAAAAAAUAAUCAUAUUAAUACAAAAAGUAUACAAAAUGAGCUCCUUAAAACGAGAGUAAGUCAGUUGACAAGUGUCAUCAAAGCAUAUAUAUCAAAUGUAUUAAUAAAAGAAUUAGACAGACGUAUAAGAGCAUUGAUCAGUGGAGCGCUGGCAGUCAUUAGUGAAAAAGUGAUCAAAUUUACAACUUCUAUGAUUGAGUCAGUGUUUGAUAAGCAAAAUCCAGUUGAUGCCAUGAAAAACGCUAAUAAAAAAUGA